AUGUCCUCCCCGCCCUCCACCAAGCGCAGCUUGAAGCCAUCGCCAAUGACCUCCAACCCACCCCCGACGGCUCGUCCUGCUGCACCUGCCGACCUGCCCACUCUACACCCAGCUACCUCGUUGACUGCCCCGGCUCAAGACACCCAUCUCGGCCCUCAGCAGCCACUUCCUUCUCCCACCAGCCGGAAGCGCAAGUCGGUCACACUCGGACACUCGCAUGAGCCCAUGGCCGGUGCGACAGAGAGCAGCGUAGAAGCCCACGCAACCAGUGCAGCAUUACCCCCGCCCCCUCAACCAGACGCUGUCCAGGAACCAAAGGCCAAAAAGAGUCGUACCAACACACCAUGGACCCCAGCCGAAGAAUUGCGACUCAAGCAAAUGCGAGAUGCGGGCAACAGCUGGAGUGAGAUUGCAAAGACGUUUCCGCAGCGAACCGAAGGAAGUGUGAAGAAGCAUUGGUACAAGGACAUGCACUACGCAGAGUUCGCAGAGGAUGAAAGCGCCGCGCUGCUUGCCGCCAUCAAGGAGUACGAUGCCAACAAGUGGAAAGUCAUUGGGCAGAAGGUCGGCAAACCUGCAAAAGCAUGCGAGCAAUACGCAAAGGAGAACUUUGGUGGCAAGUAUUGA
This is a messenger RNA of Bipolaris victoriae FI3, 627 nucleotides long. RefSeq lists its product as hypothetical. Bases 1 to 627 code for a protein of 208 amino acids. The record is from RefSeq and is a predicted model, not a curated record. Gene Ontology annotation, biological process: mitotic cell cycle; positive regulation of transcription by RNA polymerase II. The transcript has 6 exons. Gene Ontology annotation, molecular function: RNA polymerase II cis-regulatory region sequence-specific DNA binding; DNA-binding transcription factor activity, RNA polymerase II-specific. NCBI's taxonomy places the organism in Eukaryota, Fungi, Ascomycota, Dothideomycetes, Pleosporales, Pleosporaceae. Gene Ontology annotation, cellular component: nucleus.